CCGACGACCACCCAAAGGUCAAAUAAACAUCCUAUUUUCCCCCAUUCUACUCUUUAGAGUCUUUCAUGAACCUCACCAACAUUUCUUUAUAAGAAUUCACAUUCUUUAAUAAGCACCAGGCGUGAAAUUGAAUGUGGUUUUCCCACCUACAACCAUUUCUAGCCAGUCUUCAUCAGAACGCUUCACAUGCAACAGCGGUCCUCAGCAAUGAGCAAUGGAGGUGAUGUCGAGCAGAAGUCCUGGUCCAAAACGAAGCCACCGAAAUCUACUAUGCGGCUCUCCAACCAUGGCAUCCAUGGAUUCUACCAUGAGCGCCAUCGAGAUCCUAUCCUCGCCUCCGGACAAGAGGCACUGCGACGUGGUGAGGCUUGAACUGAACAGCGACGAUGCAACUGUGACUGAGAAGCGCGUAAAGAUUGGCUCGGGGCCGUCAAUGAAGGAGAGCGACGGCUGCAGUGAGGUCGACUUGGUAUUGUCCGAAAGGCGAGUUUUACCGCCGAGCGCAGACGGCGACGUGGGGGAGCCGUCAGAAAAGAUCAAUCAAUCUGGAGGUUACACGAAUGGGAAUCCAGCAACAUUCCCCAAAACCCGGACAAUCUUCAGUUUAUUUAAUGCCAUUAAUACGCCCAGUGCAGCUGAACCCGAUUUUGGAGUUCCGGAUGAAUACUCAGUUCCCGUUACAGUGCCCCGGCCAGCGCGAGAUAUGGUUAUCCCACGCGGACCGGUCAGACCGUCCUCUACAUACAGGAACCGCGACAAGACAGUCAGAAGCGGGCCAGACAGACCACAACAGCCAAGCUCCCCAAAGGCAUUUGAUAUAACUGCAUCAUACGCCGCCAACGCCCGCCAACGAUCAGUCGACCACGUCACCGAACAGGUAGCGAAGAGGCGGAAGAUCAUGGAUGUGUCUGGGAGCCCCGACGAAAGCGCAGACGACAUACUAUGCGAACAAACCAGGAACAUAACGGCGAGCUCUCGGCCAACAAAGACAGUCGGGAGUGGUAUUCCUCCGCUGGAAAGGAAACAUCCGGGAGGGGGGUUUGUUGUCAACGAAUUCAGGGGGGUCGAGGAUACCGUGGGUGGCACCAGACGGCGGCGACGCCCAGACGGUCAACAUUCUUCUGGUCAGUCUUCACGUGAAACGACGAUUAUUGAGGACGAUAAGAUUGAAGAUUCAGAUCUUGAGAUUUCUAAGGCACCGGAGCCAUACAGGGGGACUGCGAACCUGGCCCGUGGAAUGACACAGGAGGAAAGAAAUCUGAAGAACGACGUGCGGAGGCGGAUGGCCGAAUCAAGGUCUGGACGUUCCAUUGGAACCUCCGCGAAGUCGAACAUUUCGGUUUUGAAGAGGGACGCCCAAAGCAUCCUGGAUAGGGAAAAAGAUUCUAGGCAAACUCGUGUCCAAAACGUAAGGGUUAAUGAUGGGGGGCGUCGAAAUAGUACCGAGAGCAUCUCCGAUGAUGAGCUAUCCAUGGGCAAACCAGGGGCAGACUUGAAGAAGGCAAGUACCGGGACUGUCAUGAGCCAAUUCGUGAGAAGCCCAACUUCUGGUAGUAUGAGUAGAGACGGAGAUAUUCGGUCAAGUCUCCCGCGGCAGAACCAGCGGAAAACAACGGGCAGAGCUGGAAAGUCGAGUUCGGAAGAGCGCCUAAGAUUUGGCAUCACAUACUCGAGAACUGUACUAGACUUAUUCACUCGCGUCGAUGGAGAGGAGCCUUAUUAUUUGCAAUACAACCCUAGGUCGUCGCAAAUGGAGUUUACAACGGACGACCCAAAUCAUCUUGCAGAAAAUAAACACCCAGACUUCGCCUUCAACCCUGGGUCUGUCACAAGAAUCAUUUACAGCGAUGAAAACAAUAAAAUGAUUGUGUGGGUCAUGGAAAGCAAUACCAAGACAGGCACUCUUCCAAAACUCCUCCUGAAGGUCGAUGGCGAAGCACUUUACAAUUUCCUGAUGUUCCUUCAGAGUAGGAGCGAUGCCGACGUUAAAAAUCAGAGCGGCGACAAACUAAACAAAAUGUUUUCUCUAUUCACAGAAAAAUUUGAUGAAUGCCGGAAUCGUAAUGAGGCAGAUGAUUUGAAUCUGCUGAAGCAGAGGAGGAAUCAACGGCACCAGGCAAGUGAUGCGGGCCUCACUGGCGAUGGGAAGAGGCCGGGAAAUUUUGACAGCUCUGAGGAACCGCCGAGAAGUAAAAAGCUGCACGAGAGGUUGCAAAACGGAUAUGGCGACAAUGAAACUUCUCACCCUGAAGGUAAUUCUAUCGAAACCCGACGAAGCAUAGAACGAAGUAAAGAAUUAGGAGAUGAGACUCAAUCGCGUCAUUUUGGGCGAAACGGAGACGAUAACGACAACCGCCCAACGACUCGUUCAACCAGAGGCCAGAAUAGGGAAAUCCAUAUAAGAUCACCUUCCCCACAGCGCUAUACCAAUGUACAUCGGGAUUGGCAAAGGUACUGGGCUGGCGGCGACGAGCCUCUCUUAUUCCCAUUUGAAGGCACGAAGAAGGCUCAAGUCGAUAAGCGCGACAUAGAGCGGCUCGACGAGGGCGAGUACUUGAACGAUAACCUCAUUACCUUUUACCUGCGGUAUCUCCAGGAGAAGGCAGAGAAAGAGCGGCCGGAUGUCUUCAAGCGGGUCUUUUUUAUGAAUACGUUUUUCUACCCGCGACUUAUACAGGGUAAAGGCCGCAAGAACAUCGAUUAUGACGCCGUCAAGAGGUGGACGUCAAAGGUUAACAUAUUUGACUACGAUUAUGUUGUUGUGCCAGUCAAUGAGAAUAACCAUUGGUACGUUGCAAUCAUUUGCAAUGUGCCAAAACUACUGCUACCUCCAGAAGAGAAAAUACCAAAGGAGGAAGAGAAAGGUCAUGAGAAAGAGGUUGUGGAUUUGGGUGAUGCGGGUAACACUACAAGCCCCACUCAGCCUACCUCCGAAUACAAGGACGGAUCCGUAACUCCUGAGGUGGCGCGCAAGGUCAGCAGACUUUCAAUCGAAGACAGGGGCAGCCCAGAGCCGCAGCCCAACAUGGCCAAGCACAUCGAUGUAGAACGCAUAAACCCGGGCACGCCAACCCACACAUCGACAGCGGACGAUGACACGGACCGUUCCCAAAAAGCGACAUCAAGCGCAGGUAAAGGCAGGAAGGGGAAGAGGAAAUCCAUCCCGCCCGUUCGCAAAUACAACACCGAAGAGCCGCGCAUCAUAACGCUGGAUUCGUUCGGAAUGCCACACUCCCCUACCUGCUCAAAUCUCCGCGACUUCCUCAUCGCCGAGGCAAAGGAGAAGCUCGGUGUCGAGAUCACCCUUGCGCAGCCUAGCAUCGGCAUGACAGCUAAGCACAUUCCGCAGCAGACCAACUUGUGUGACUGUGGGCUGUUCCUCUUAGGGUAUGUUGAAGGCUUCCUCGACCACCCGGAUGAGACUAUCCACGGCCUCAUGCAGGGGAGGGCGGAUAUGGCGAGCAGCUUCGGGAAGAUGAACGCACCGGACAUGCGGAAUGCAAUGAGAGAGCUCAUCUUUGAGCUGCGGAGGGAGCAGACAAAGAAGGAGCACGCGGCUAAGGUUGCGAGGAUAGCUGCCAAGAAAGCUGGGAAGGUAAAGGAGGAGCAGCCGGCUGGCGAGUCAAAAAGCGUGUCUUCGGCUUCGGCGUCGCCGAAACCGCCUGCGCCACCGAAACUGGAAGCCAAAGCGGUUGAAGAACUUGCCUCUGCCAGUGUGACGAAGAAGGCCGAUGAAUCUGCUCCUGCGAGCAAGACGAAAGAGAUGCCAAAGCCGUCUGAGGAGGCCGUCAAUGUCAUCAAAGAGGAACAGUCUACCAAGGAGUCCCCAGCAACGCCUGACGAGUCUGCAACAUUCUAUUCUCUCCUCGAUGACUUUGCUGGCUUCAAAGGAGACAAGGCAAAAGACGAGAAAGCUACCAAGCCCUCACCUCCCAUCACUGCCCCUCCCAUCGAGGCGCUGCCUGAAACCCCACGCAGCGCGACUAGAGACAAGACAUCAAGUCCUAAGACAAUCUCCUCCACACAGAGCAAGUUUUUCAACGUGAAAACCAAAGGGAUGCAGCCCAAGUUCCCCUCCCAAGAUCGGAAUCGUCAACGGAAAGAUGCGAGUGAGGUGUCUGUUGUGGCGCCGCCGUCGACGCCGCCACCGAGGCAGCCGCGGCAGCAGAUGCGCUCUUCGCCGAGGACUCAGAUUGAUAUCCCGUCGGAAUCGAGUGAGGACUCUCUUCGUCGUGAUAUGUCGCCGAGUGUUCUAGGACGAGGACGAGGACGAAAGGACGCACCCAAAAAGAAAGACGAGAUCCCGGAUUCGCAGGGUGAUGAUGUUGAGCGAGCUGGCAGGAAGGGUGUGGAUAAAGGCAAAGUGGUAGAAGACCUCACGGAGACGCCAAGGACGAGAGCAGGCGAUGCAGCUCUGAAGAGGCAGAAAGAUACAGCAGAGGGGCAGAAGAAGAAAUCAGGCGCGGGAGCGGUGUUCGGUAGUGGCAGCCCGAGAGUGAAGGGGACGAAGAAGGACUCGGUGGUGAACCUGGUUGACGAGGAAUAGGCCA
Messenger RNA from Pseudogymnoascus verrucosus, 4550 nucleotides. RefSeq lists its product as uncharacterized. Gene Ontology annotation, molecular function: SUMO-specific endopeptidase activity. Gene Ontology annotation, biological process: protein desumoylation. Gene Ontology annotation, cellular component: cytoplasm; nucleus. The transcript is spliced from 6 exons. NCBI's taxonomy places the organism in Eukaryota, Fungi, Ascomycota, Leotiomycetes, Thelebolales, Thelebolaceae. The record is from RefSeq and is a predicted model, not a curated record. Bases 215 to 4546 code for a protein of 1443 amino acids.